AAGCCUACGCCAGCCACGUUAAGCCACAGUCAGCAGGGACCUCACAUCGCGUCAUGUGAAGUCGCUAGCAAUUCAGGAAAAACGAGUUUGGGGACAUUGUGUUUUCAGUGUCCCUCCUUGUUUUUUUCAGUGUUGCUCCUCUGUGGUUAUAAACACCCUGACGGCGCCCGCAGCGGCUUCAGUUGCCUUUGCGUCUGCCUGCGACUUCGACAGAGCUCAUCAUGGACCACGCUCAGUCCUUCUCGGCCCUCAACCAGAGGCUGAGACCCCAAAUCCCCAUCCAACAGGUGUACACCUCCCUGAACAGACUGGAGGAGCUCAAGAUCAAAUCUCCAUUCGUCAGAAGCACAUUUCUGGCAGGACCAGAACCAAAAGCCUGCGAAAGUAGUCCAGGGGACGACUCGGAAGGGGAAGACCCGACCUCCAAUGGCGACAGUUGUGCUGGACUGUCAAGCAACCCGAUCCACAUCACUGAGUCGAAUAUACACGAGCUCAUUGACGACAACAGAAGCCUUUCCUCGUCCGAGGAGGAGGACCACCGGAGGGAGCUGCCCUCUGAGGGGUCAGCUCCUUCCUCGCAGGCGGCAGCUUCGGACUCUGAAGGGGAGAGGCCCUUGCAGAGUGACCACGUCAACAAGACUUUACCCGACCUGAUCAACAGCGGCAAGCCGCUCAGCAGACGUCGGACUCUAGGACAUGUCUCAGAGACGCUUAAAGAAGUGCGCAGAGAGGUGGAGCUGUCUCGAAGACGAAGCAUCAGGCUCAAGGCGCAGGUGGACAGGCUGCAGGAGAGCAGCGAUCGACCGGGAUGGAGCCAGCACCGAGAGAGGGUCAAAGAAGAGGUUCUGUCCAUCCUGGGGCUGCUUCGCCCGCUAACAGAGUCAGGGUCCGGCCCGCAUCCUAAAACCUCUCAUGAGGAGAAGCACCUGGACACAUCCCUGAAGGAGCUGCAGAACGUGGCCCGCGAAUUGGCUAUUCGUCACACCAAGCAGUUCAAAUCUGGGAGAGGAAAAGGGGCGGAGGAAAGCACGAUUCUGCAGCAGGCGUUACGGGACAGAGACGAGGCCAUGGAGAAGAAGAAGGCGAUGGAGGCCGAGCUGCUGCGGAGUAAAACAGAGUUGAUGGUGCUGAACAACCAGCUGCUGGAGGCGGUGCAGAAGCGUCUGGAGCUGGCGCUGGAGCUUGAGACCUGGAAGGAGGACGUUCAGCGUAUCCUCCACCAGCAGCUUCAGAGUCAGCAGCAGGCCGAGCAGUCACAGAAGAAGCCCGCCACCCUGCGCAUCCCGAGGAGGACGAACAAGGAGCCCCUCCAGCGGCCGUCUAACUUCCCUUUAUCUCGGGCCGUCUCCCCCACGACCAACCCCAACCAGAUCUUCAUCCCCCGAGCUGCGGUUUUGGCCGCCCCGAAUCCCAGCCCGUCUCCUUCCACCCCGCGUCGGUGGAUGGACAAGCUGAGGAGGAAAAAGAACGGUCCCGAUGGAGGCCAGAGUGCAGCGGAGCAGGAGUCAGAGGGCAGGGGCGCCGACUCUGGCUUCAAGGUCGUAUCCCUCGAUUGAAACGGAGAGGACUGAGAGCAAAACUACUCACGUCCAACCGUUGUCUUAGAGUCGCUAAUAUAGAGCUUGACACUAGAAUGCUGUUUUCACAUUAAGUUGCCGAAGGGGGAACGUCUCUCUGUGAAAUGGAAGCGGAGGCCGACGCGUGUACGUACAUGAUUUGUGUUGUCACAGAAAGUAGCCCAUGGUGGUCAAGUACGCGACGUGGAAUCAGUCUUGAGGGCACAACAUUGAAAAUAGACUUUGCGCUGAGUUUGGAUACCUCAAAUCCAUCAGUUAAACCCGUGGAAGGAUUAAUAUUUACAGAUUUAUUGUUUCAAUAAGGGAGGAUGAAUGGAUGUGAUUUGAAUAUGUUUUAACAAGGUAAUUAAUGGGGAUCUUGCAGAAAAUCUUGGGAAAACAUGCUUUGGAUCAUUGACAUGUAUUUUUAUGAAGUAUAACUGGGAUCAUAAGGACCUAUAUAAAUGUUUAACACUGUGACAGUUGAUUACCAUACAUCACUUUAGAUUCUUCAUUGCCU
Messenger RNA from Pungitius pungitius (ninespine stickleback), 2076 nucleotides. RefSeq names its product bicaudal-D-related protein 2-like (gene bicdl2l). Gene Ontology annotation, biological process: Golgi to secretory granule transport; vesicle transport along microtubule. The record is from RefSeq and is a predicted model, not a curated record. The transcript is spliced from 6 exons. Lineage: Eukaryota; Metazoa; Chordata; Actinopteri; Perciformes; Gasterosteidae. The coding region runs from base 222 to 1556 and encodes 444 amino acids.